AAAGGAAACAACAGAAAUUUUCUUCUCAGCUUAGAAAAGUCCGUUUAUAUAUCACACAGCUCACGGCGCACGUUUUCGGGGCAUCGCUGCUUGUGAAAUUUACAUUUACAGGAUUUUUCGUAGUUUUCGUUUGUCCGCUUUGCCUGAAAUGCAAAGAAAAUGUCGAAAGCCAUUAAAUCCGCUUUGAUCGUGUGAUUGUGUUAGAUAAUGCCAUAUAGCACUAUUAGCGUUGCAUAAAACAAAUCCAAAAUAUAUUCAUAUGCUUAAAACUAUUAUAACAUCAGCAGCAUACAAAUCUUCUUCCAAAAAGUAAAAGGCAAUUCUCUACCUUUCGGAAUAAUUGAAACCAUGGGAGUGUUAACGCAAGCCCAUACAUAAAUCACGAUAAAUGUCUCCAAUCAGCGAGCCGCAUGUCAGGUAAAAAAAUCAGAACAUAAUCAAUCUAAGUAUAACUAGCAAGUGACGAAGAUCAUGGCCAUGCCCGGGAUAUGUAAAGGCUGCACCUUAAUGCUAAUCAUCACAAUUAUGGCAAGUACGAGUUCAAAAACAUGGACAUUAGACGCACAGCAAUUGCCUCAAGCCAUCAAGAAUCGGCAAGGCAUUAAGUCAUCAUAUAAACCCAGAAACACAAGCGUCAACGACUCGUUUCCACCGAUUUCUUCGCCAGAAGCUUCUAUUGAAAGCCAUUAUGUCUACAUUGCCUCUCUUGUUCGUAACAGUAACGACUUGCCUCAUUUCAACAAUGCCGUGGACGAGGAGCAGGAGCCAGAUGAGCAACGAACAGAUGAAGCAAUAUAUCUGACACCCAUUUUUGACUUUGGUAUGCCCAGGAAUAUAACAACUCGAACAGGACAUACGGCGGCCAUCAAUUGCCGAGUGGACCAUCUGGGAGAUAAAUCGGUAUCCUGGAUAAGGAAACGCGAUUUGCACAUCCUGACUGCGGGCGUUUUGACCUACACCUCUGAUGAGCGUUUCAAGGUUGUACGCACCGCCGACUCCAAGGAUUGGACAUUGCAUGUGAAAUACGCUCAGCCACGUGACAGCGGUAUCUACGAGUGCCAAGUGAAUACGGAGCCAAAGAUUUCGAUGGCAUUCCGCCUGAAUGUCAUAGUGACGCCGCCAGAUGCCAAAGCGAUUAUUGCUGGUCCGACGGAUUUGUACGUCAAAGUAGGCAGCGUCAUAACGCUCACAUGUGUGGUAAAACAGCCAACGACAUCGGCACAGGAUAUUGGGCCAAUUUACUGGUAUCGCGGCCCAUACAUAUUAACUCCGUUUGUUGCCCAUCCGAAUGAAGCGGCCAUUGAUUUGCAGCGUAUCUCGAUGGAAUCAACUCUGGCCGAGAAGCUACAGAGCAGAUUACGCAUUGCUAAUGCACAACUGCUUGACACCGGCAAUUAUACGUGCAUGCCGACCACAGCGGAGGCGGCCAGUGUGCUGGUCAAUGUCAUCAAUGAUGAAAGCCCAGCGGCGAUGCAGAAAAGUAAAGGUGUCCGAGUAUCCAGCAGCAGUCGGAGCACUUGUAUGGUUCUCCUCAUGGCGUUGGUUGCCAGUUUAGUUGUGCGAUGGCUUCUCCCCUGCAACUGCUCCAACGCCUACUCGAAUUUAUCCAUUCUGCAUAUCAACUAUAUCAACUAUUGUAUUCCAGUAGUGGACUGGAAGCCGCAAGCGAUCAGAGUCAACCGAAAGAUUCAGCGGCAACAGCUUCGGGUAGACCAUGAGGAAACUUUGUCGGAAUCAUGAUAAGUAAUUUAGUAUGUGGAUAUUUAAGUGUAUUGUACAUAGGACUAUUUAAGAGUGACGAUUCUUAACUUAAGAAUGAAUAUAAACAUACGAUCCAGACCAUACAGAAUAAGGAAACCAUUGAGUAGUUUGUGUGAAAUAUAUAUUUAAUCAACCACUAAAGACUUUAAUCAAUAAAUUACAUGCAAUAACUUUAAUUGAUAAUGCUGGAAACUUACAAAAACGGCUGCUAAACUGUUCAUCGAAAAUUUGUAUCUUUUUUAUAUUUUCUAUCUGAAAAAAACAAACAAAAUAGCUAAUACGUUAUUAUACGUAUUUCUGAUUUGUAUGAAUAGCUUUAAAUAUUAUGGAAAAAUCGAGUUGAUCGAAAGCUGCAACUGAACGCGAAAUUUUCAGCGAAUGUAAAUGAAAACUAAGCUGUGUGAAUAUAAAAGCAAACUACUGACUUGGCAAAACCACACCAAUAUUAAAUAAUGUAUAUGAUU
Molecule: messenger RNA, 2225 nt
Organism: Drosophila obscura
Lineage: Eukaryota; Metazoa; Arthropoda; Insecta; Diptera; Drosophilidae
Gene: dpr2
Product: zwei Ig domain protein zig-8
Exons: 9
Coding region: 472-1740 (422 amino acids)
Biological process (GO): synapse organization
Cellular component (GO): neuron projection membrane
Source: RefSeq, a predicted model, not a curated record